Choloepus didactylus (southern two-toed sloth) is the source of this 6431-nucleotide messenger RNA. RefSeq names its product solute carrier family 12 member 6 (gene SLC12A6). The record is from RefSeq and is a predicted model, not a curated record. NCBI's taxonomy places the organism in Eukaryota, Metazoa, Chordata, Mammalia, Pilosa, Megalonychidae. The transcript has 25 exons. Gene Ontology annotation, biological process: chloride transmembrane transport; potassium ion homeostasis; potassium ion import across plasma membrane. Bases 23 to 3475 code for a protein of 1150 amino acids. Gene Ontology annotation, molecular function: potassium:chloride symporter activity. Gene Ontology annotation, cellular component: membrane.
UCCUUGAAAAGGAAAAAAAAAAAUGCAUCCUCCAGAAACCACCACCAAGAUGGCUUCAGUUCGGUUCAUGGUGACACCAACAAAGAUCGAUGACAUUCCAGGUUUGUCAGACACCAGCCCGGACCUCAGCUCUCGGUCUAGUUCCCGAGUAAGAUUUAGCUCCCGGGAAAGUGUGCCUGAAACAAGCCGCAGUGAACCUAUGAGUGAGAUGUCAGGGGCCACCACUUCAUUGGCAACCAUUGCCCUGGAUCCAGCCAGUGACCGGACUUCUAACCCCCAGGAUGUUGCUGAGGACCCGAGUCAGAACUCCAUCACAGGGGAACACAGCCAGCUGUUAGAUGAUGGACAUAAGAAAGCUCGAAAUGCUUAUCUCAAUAACUCCAAUUAUGAAGAAGGGGAUGAAUAUUUUGAUAAAAACUUGGCACUCUUUGAGGAAGAAAUGGACACCAGGCCAAAGGUGUCUUCUCUCCUCAACCGCAUGGCCAAUUACACUAAUCUGACACAAGGAGCAAAGGAACAUGAAGAAGCGGAGAACAUUCCUGAAGGGAAAAAGAAACCUACCAAGACCCCCCAAAUGGGUACCUUUAUGGGUGUCUACCUCCCAUGUCUACAAAAUAUUUUUGGAGUGAUCCUGUUUCUACGCCUUACGUGGGUGGUAGGCACAGCCGGAGUUCUGCAGGCCUUUGCAAUUGUCCUUAUCUGCUGCUGCUGUACAAUGUUGACUGCUAUCUCCAUGAGUGCCAUUGCUACUAAUGGAGUAGUGCCAGCUGGAGGCUCAUACUUUAUGAUUUCCCGGGCCCUGGGCCCAGAAUUUGGUGGGGCUGUUGGCCUCUGUUUUUAUCUUGGUACAACAUUUGCAGCAGCCAUGUAUAUUCUUGGUGCCAUCGAAAUUUUUCUGGUGUAUAUCGUCCCCCGGGCUGCCAUCUUUCGCAGUGAUGAUGCAUUCAAGGAAUCAGCCGCCAUGCUAAAUAAUAUGCGUGUCUAUGGCACAGCCUUCUUGGUCCUUAUGGUAUUGGUGGUGUUCAUCGGUGUACGCUAUGUGAACAAGUUUGCUUCACUUUUCCUGGCCUGUGUCAUUGUAUCCAUCUUGGCCAUCUAUGCUGGAGCCAUCAAGUCUUCCUUUGCUCCUCCGCACUUCCCGGUCUGCAUGCUGGGCAACCGCACCCUUUCAUCAAGACACAUUGAUAUUUGCUCUAAGACCAAGGAAAUGAACAACAUGACAGUCCCAUCAAAGUUAUGGGGCUUCUUCUGUAACUCAACCCAGUUUUUCAAUGCUACCUGUGAUGAAUACUUUGUUCACAAUAAUGUCACUUCAAUCCAGGGCAUUCCUGGAUUGGCUAGUGGUAUCAUUACAGAGAAUCUUUGGAGUAAUUAUCUACCAAAAGGAGAAAUCAUUGAAAAGCCCUCAGCCAAAUCUUCUGAUGUCUUAGGCAGCUUAAAUCAUGAGUAUGUUCUUGUUGACAUCACCACCUCCUUCACUCUUCUGGUGGGAAUCUUUUUUCCCUCUGUUACAGGUAUCAUGGCUGGAUCAAACCGGUCUGGAGAUCUGAAAGACGCUCAGAAGUCUAUUCCCAUUGGCACUAUCCUCGCCAUCCUGACAACUUCCUUUGUUUAUUUAAGCAAUGUUGUCCUUUUUGGAGCAUGUAUUGAAGGAGUUGUUCUUAGAGACAAGUUUGGGGAUGCUGUGAAAGGUAAUUUGGUGGUUGGCACCUUAUCUUGGCCAUCCCCAUGGGUGAUUGUUAUUGGCUCCUUCUUCUCAACGUGUGGGGCUGGACUACAGAGUCUUACAGGUGCACCACGGCUGUUACAGGCUAUUGCCAAGGAUAACAUUAUACCAUUUCUUAGAGUUUUUGGUCACAGCAAAGCCAACGGGGAACCUACUUGGGCUUUACUUCUAACUGCUGCCAUUGCAGAGCUGGGAAUCCUUAUUGCCUCCUUGGAUCUUGUGGCUCCAAUCCUUUCCAUGUUUUUUCUCAUGUGUUACCUCUUUGUCAACUUGGCAUGUGCCUUGCAGACAUUACUUCGAACACCCAACUGGAGACCCCGGUUCCGCUACUACCACUGGACUCUCUCUUUCAUGGGAAUGAGUAUCUGUCUGGCUCUAAUGUUUAUUUCUUCCUGGUAUUAUGCCAUUGUAGCUAUGGUGAUAGCUGGUAUGAUCUACAAGUACAUCGAGUACCAAGGAGCAGAGAAAGAAUGGGGUGAUGGUAUCCGUGGGCUGUCUCUCAGUGCAGCUCGAUUUGCUUUGCUUCGUCUGGAGGAAGGACCUCCACACACUAAAAACUGGAGACCUCAGUUGCUUGUGUUGCUGAAAUUAGAUGAAGACUUACAUGUCAAGCAUCCUCGCCUUCUCACCUUUGCUUCACAGCUCAAAGCAGGAAAGGGUCUCACUAUUGUGGGCUCUGUCAUCGUGGGGAACUUUCUAGAGAACUAUGGUGAGGCUUUAGCUGCUGAGCAGACCGUAAAGCACCUAAUGGAGGCAGAGAAGGUGAAAGGAUUCUGCCAACUGGUGGUGGCAGCCAAGCUGAGAGAAGGCAUUUCCCACCUCAUCCAGUCUUGUGGCCUUGGGGGCAUGAAGCACAACACAGUGGUGAUGGGCUGGCCUAAUGGCUGGCGCCAGAGUGAAGAUGCUCGCGCUUGGAAGACUUUUAUUGGUACAGUUCGAGUGACAACUGCUGCCCAUCUCGCCCUGCUGGUGGCCAAGAACAUCUCCUUUUUUCCCAGCAAUGUCGAGCAGUUUUCUGAAGGCAACAUUGAUGUGUGGUGGAUUGUACAUGAUGGUGGGAUGCUCAUGCUAUUACCAUUCCUACUUAAACAGCACAAGGUGUGGCGAAAGUGUAGCAUACGGAUCUUCACAGUAGCCCAACUAGAAGACAACAGUAUCCAGAUGAAGAAAGACCUGGCCACCUUCUUGUAUCACUUGCGCAUUGAAGCAGAGGUAGAAGUGGUGGAGAUGCAUGACAGUGACAUAUCAGCUUAUACUUACGAGCGCACUCUGAUGAUGGAGCAGAGGUCCCAGAUGCUCCGGCACAUGCGACUAUCCAAAACAGAGCGGGACAGAGAGGCACAGCUCGUGAAAGACCGGAACUCAAUGCUACGAUUGACCAGCAUUGGCUCUGAUGAGGAUGAAGAGACAGAAACUUACCAGGAGAAGGUGCACAUGACUUGGACAAAAGACAAGUACAUGGCAUCCCGGGGACAAAAAGCCAAGUCAAUGGAAGGUUUCCAGGACCUGCUUAACAUGCGCCCGGACCAGUCCAAUGUGAGGCGGAUGCAUACAGCAGUCAAGCUCAACGAGGUUAUAGUUAACAAGUCCCAUGAAGCAAAGCUUGUUUUGUUGAAUAUGCCAGGACCACCCCGAAAUCCUGAGGGUGAUGAAAACUAUAUGGAGUUCCUAGAAGUACUCACCGAGGGACUAGAGCGAGUCCUCCUUGUUCGGGGUGGUGGCAGUGAAGUGAUUACCAUUUAUUCAUAAUCUACCCUGAAUGACUCUGCUUGGCCUCACAUUUCCUGGAGGCACUGGCCCUUUACUACCACUUCCACUGAACUAGAGAUCUGUAUUCUAUACACAUCCUACUGAACUCUUGAUGAGCUGAGCCUCAAGUACUUGUCCAAAAGGGUACAAAUAGAUCUGCUCUUUGCUUCCAUAUGACCUGCUGUCUUUAUAACAAAAGCAGAUAUUCCCUCAACAUUAGAACCAUGGUCAAGUCCUAAAAGCCAUGUCUUUACCAACUGAAGGCUGUUUAAAAUUAGCAAGCUAAGCCAAUAAAAUGCAUUGGCAAAGGCAUGCUAGAAAUUCAACUGAAGAUAAAAAGCAAGCACAUAUCCAGCAUUCAAGGUGAGUCUCAGAAGUCCAGAUGAUGACAUCAUGGGGUAGCAGAGUUGCGGCCUCAUCUUACUGAAGAAUCCAUGGCCAAGAAUAUAGGGCCCUGAUAUCCUUGUGGAGAUAAGGGAAGCCAAGAUGGAAACCUUUUUUAGCCAUUUUUCUUUAGUGUACCCAUCGCUCUCCAGGACUCUAAUUUUGUAUCAUGGUACUACUGUACAAAAACUGAAACAUGACUGCAGCCUCUACUUCCUCUAAAAUAAGAUUCCUUCAAAAUACCAGGUUUAAGUAUAUCUACUAUGUUGGCGUACGUUUCAGGUGUUUGUUCGUUUCUCUAACUCAAAACCUAUUCUGAGUUAAGACUGUAACACAGGCAGUGUUAAAUUGGAAAUUGCUUUCUAACAGGUAGAGUAAGAAUUCUUUCUUUCAGGGUCUUUUCAAAUGGCUGAACUAAGGAUACUCCAAAGAAUAGCUAUUAAGAUUUACUGAAAUAGUCUGUGGUUAUCUAUGUGAUGGGCAAAACACACAGGCUGUUAUCUAAGAAACAUUGACCAGUAGGUUCUCCUUUCCUUCUCCUUUUCAUGCCCACUGGGCUAAUAGGCACAGGUCAGAAAAAAAUCACAGUAAGAAACCAUAGGAAGACUGGCUAAAAUCCUUCCCUAAAAGCUUUGGACUAUCUAUUAAAGGGAGAAUCCAGCAAUGGAAUUAUAAGUUCUAGAGCCAUACUCUUCCCAUAGUGCCAAAGAUAAUGAGCUGCUACUCUCCUUACCUACUUUGCUAAAGUGGCAUACAAAUUGGUAUUGGCCUGAUUCAGGAAAAUUUUACUAAGAAACCUGUGGACUCAUCUCCAAAGCCAUAGUGAAGAACUGAGGCUUUCACCUAAAUGCCCAGAGUAUGAGGAUUUCCCCGUUUCUUUCAAUUUUAUUCUUCAGUCUGACUUAAGAAAUUUGGCUCUGAACUAAGAGAUUAUCCAAGCCAGAGGUCUUCCGCUAUUUGUUUUGUUUUCAGAAAGCUCUAAAUGUGCCAAGGAAUACUGCAAUCACAGCUUUCUUUACUAAUUUACCAAUCACAGAACACUUGAUUUUCAAGUAUACUACCCUUUGUGGCUGGGCAGUAAUUUCAAAUAUGUGAAAUCUUCAUUUCUUAAACAGUAUAGGUGUUUAGACAAACUCUCUUCUUAUCUAUGUUCAUUCAUGGUUACUUUUGAAUUUUGCUUUAUUAGUGAUAAGUAGUGCCAUUCUUCUCUGAUUACCCAGUCGGAUAUGGAGCAAGCUACCUAGGUGCCAGCAAUUAUUCUUUUGACACUUAGGAACAGAGAACAAAAUCCUUCAAUAUGGCUUAAGAUAUUGGGUCAUUUUGAUUUAUUCCCUUUGCUCUUCUUUCACCUCCAGGCCCACUCAGGGUAGCAAGGCAGACUGGACCUUAUGUCUUUUUUCCUACCCUCUCUGCAUAAAGUAGCAGCAUUGUUUACAGCUUUCAUCAAACACUCCCAUCAUUUAGUUGAGUAUAGCAGUGUCAAGAGAGGUCCCCUAAAACCCAAGAUCUUAAAAACCCAUACUAGAUCAGCCUGCCUAGGAAUUCCCCUAUGUUUACACAUACCCCUGGCAAAGUGAUAUGUAUUUGUUUUCCAUAUAGGACAAAUGUGGACAGAAAAUAAGAUUAAUUUUAGAAGAGCUCUGUGGUUGGAGCUUUUUCAGAAUCUUUUAAAGGGAUAAGGGAAUUAGUGGCCAUUACUGUAGCCACUACUUCAGUCCUUAAAACACAAAAUCACUGUUACAUGGAAGAAUGCUUUUUAGGCCAGACCUAUACUCAUUUCUGUCUAGAGCAUUUCAUAUUUGUAUGUGUUGCUUACAUUGUUUGUCUGUUAAGUGUCUUGUUUCUUUUAAUCACUGCAAAUAAAGCAAUACCGAAAACUGAUGAGAAUGCACCUUAGGGGAAAGGGCUUUGUGUUUCAAGAGAAAGGAGAGACCUCCUCCUGCCUUUUGAAUGAGGUCAGCCAGCUUUUAAGUCUUAGCUAUGAUGUUACCAGGGCAGGUAAUAAUACACAGUCUUCUACUGUUGGCCCUCUGCAUUCCAUAGCUAUCUUAAAAGUUGAAGUUAAAAUUACAGCAUCUGAUUGACAGUUACCACACUCCUCUUGGCAGAGGAAAGAUCACUAUCCUAUAUAUUCAAUUGCCUCAAAUUCUUGUGGCCCCAAGGAUCCCGCCAAUCCUCAUUCCCCCUAAAUAUGUUAAAAAUCCAUUAUUGUGGGUAUUAAAGUAGCAAUUAUACUAUAAGCAUUUUUAUGUACUCAUUUUGUCUGGUUUAUUUUCAUCAUGUAAAAUCUGAAUCCAGCAUUAGUUUUUCAUAUCUUCUACAAGUGUCUCCAAUGGAAUUUUUAUAUCACAGCUUAUGUUAAAUAGAAGUGAAAUAUUAAGGAAAAUAGAUUAGAUUUAAAGGAAACUGUGCAACUAUUUUGUUCUCAACCAUUUAAUUUAUUGAAAGGAGAAUGCUGCUGUGGUUCUUGACUUAGCAGCAACUAUUCUUUGUUUACAUAGUUACGGUUUUAUUUGUUGUUUUGCUCUGUAUUGGGAACAUAAAUAAAGUUUUCUACAUUAUUUUCAGUCAG